UGCAACCCAUGCAUAUAAAAUAUCAAACCUGACCCAAAAUUAGAAUCAUUCGAUCUUUAUUAUCUCAUACUCACCUGGCCGAAAUAAAACAUGUCCAAUACAUUUUUAUUGUUUAUCCGACAAAGUUAACUUACAUAUUUGACGAACAAAUUCUGCCAACGCACAAUCCGAAAAUUUGCAAAUUUUAACUAAAUACCAACUAUUACAAGGAAAAGUACGUAACCAAUUGCAAUAAAUCAGUCUCAAAAACACUCCAAAAUAAAUUUAGCAGAAAUGGAACAAUCGCAUAACAUCACUUUCGACCAAAUUAAGAAAGCCGGAAUUUUAAGAUCCCCUUUUACCGCAAAGGUUAACCUUAUCGAGGAGAAGCGUCUCACCGACGCACCGUACCUCAAACUAAUGCUCACGCAGGAUGAGGGGGCAAACAUUAUCGUCGUAAUGGCCAUGGCGUAUGAAAAGGCAAAAAUUACAUAUGAGACCGGAAAACAAUACCAAUUCGAUUCUGGCAUGUUUCGAGUCCGUGCGAAGAAUCAAAAUUACCGAUCCUGGUCCACCUUUAAUUUCGACUUGUGGUUCCUCCGUGAUGAGACAGCAUAUCGAAAAGAGCUAUCAUCUCAACGAAGCGUUAGAUCCAAUUUUUCGGCAUCCCAUCGCCCCACACAAGUAUUGCAACCCACAACGAGUGCCAAUGCUGAUAAUAAUUGGCGAAGUUGAAGUACUUGCAGAGUAAAUUCAAUAGUUAAAUUUAAAUUAAAUUAUUUAUCUACUUAUGACUUAAUAACUUAGAAUACCAAAUGAUUUAAAUAUUUUAACGACGUGUGGUUCAUUUUUAAUGGUUGGGUUGACGCCAUAUUAUUUAGUAUUAAUGUUUUAGACAUGUAAAUACAUAGUUAGUUAAUAUCUUAUGCAUAAAUAUUUAUAUGAUAUAUACAUACAUAAUUGUAGACUCACAUAUUUAGUUUUAAAUUACUGCAAAGAAAAAACACAAUUAUAAAAUAAAAUGAUAAAGCGUUACGGGACAAUUCUCUAGAAUAGAUUAUAUCUGUUCAUAUAGAUAAGUAUUAAACAACAUUAUUUUUUCUGAGUUGUAAUGAAGUAGCAUGCAGUAACACUAACCAAUAAAAUUUCGACAGUAGCCGAAUUUCAAAACACGCCUAAA
Folsomia candida is the source of this 1159-nucleotide messenger RNA. RefSeq lists its product as uncharacterized. NCBI's taxonomy places the organism in Eukaryota, Metazoa, Arthropoda, Collembola, Entomobryomorpha, Isotomidae. Bases 274 to 714 code for a protein of 146 amino acids. The transcript has 4 exons. The record is from RefSeq and is a predicted model, not a curated record.